Molecule: messenger RNA, 358 nt
Organism: Staurois parvus
Lineage: Eukaryota; Metazoa; Chordata; Amphibia; Anura; Ranidae
Source: the annotation of a GenBank genome assembly
AUUGGCAGAGAGGGGUGGAGGACACGGAGUGGAGGCCAGUGGAGGGAUUGGCAGAGAGGGGUGGAGGACACUGAGUGGAGGCCAGUGGAGGGAUUGGCAGAGGUGGGGUGGAGGCCAGUGGAGGGAUUGGCAGAGGGGGGUGGCGGAGAUGGAGCGGUUGGAAAGGUGAAUGAGUCUGGCAGCCGUAUUCAGGAUGGACUGAAGCGGGGAUAGCCAGCGGCGAGGCAGGCCAGUGAGGAGGGAGUUGCAGUAGUCGAGUCGUGGAGUCUGCAUGUUGCGGGGGCGGGGUCUGCAUGUUGCGGAGGUGGAGUCUGCAUGUUGCGGGGGCGGAGUCUGCAUGUUGCGGAGGUGGAGUCUG